GAUUGGAAUGACCUUUCUGAGUUGAAACGAUUGUAAACAAACUUCUUGAUAACCUUAAGUGUGCUUUAACUAUCAAAAACGCGUCUCAAUUAUACAAAGAAAGAAAAUGGUUCGUGCUUGGUACAUGGAUACGGAUCCUUCGGACCAAAGAACAGAACACCAGAGAAAUCCUCCAAAAUUUUUAACCCUAGACGAAUUGUACAAAGUUUCAGGAGUGGAAUAUUUCAAGCUAAAUAUUAAUUCAUAUGCGACUGAUGGCGUUUUGGACAAAAUCAAAAAAGAACGAGGUUAUACGUACGAGGAUGAAAUGACAUGUUCUAAAGAAUGUUUAGCUAAUUACGACCAAAUGCUGAAAAAAUUCUUUCAAGAACACUUGCACACAGAUGAAGAAAUUCGAUUUGUUUUGGAUGGGUCUGGAUAUUUUGAUGUUAGGGAUAAGAAUGAUGAGUGGAUUAGGAUUGAGGUGGUUGCAGGCGAUAUGAUUAUUAUUCCUAGUGGUAUUUACCAUCGUUUCACUUUGGAUACAAAAGAUUAUAUCAAAGCUAAGAGGUUUUUUGUUGGAGAGCCAGUUUGGCUGCCACAUAAUCGACCUGCAGAUGAUAUGGAAUGCAGGAAGGAAUAUUUAAAGAGAUUACAAAGUGGUGAAUUCAAGUCUGGUUAAAUUUACAAUUUUUUUCUAUAAUUAAGGAAAGCUGCGAUUAUAAAUCAGUUCAAUAAAUAUUUCUAAACUUUAA
Messenger RNA from Tribolium castaneum (red flour beetle), 734 nucleotides. RefSeq names its product Acireductone dioxygenase 1 (gene Adi1). The coding region runs from base 107 to 661 and encodes 184 amino acids. The record is from RefSeq and is a predicted model, not a curated record. Lineage: Eukaryota; Metazoa; Arthropoda; Insecta; Coleoptera; Tenebrionidae. The transcript is spliced from 3 exons. Gene Ontology annotation, molecular function: acireductone dioxygenase [iron(II)-requiring] activity.